This is a messenger RNA of Lagopus muta (rock ptarmigan), 2134 nucleotides long. RefSeq names its product pseudouridine synthase 10 (gene PUS10). The transcript has 17 exons. The coding region runs from base 197 to 1798 and encodes 533 amino acids. The record is from RefSeq and is a predicted model, not a curated record. NCBI's taxonomy places the organism in Eukaryota, Metazoa, Chordata, Aves, Galliformes, Phasianidae. Gene Ontology annotation, biological process: tRNA pseudouridine synthesis. Gene Ontology annotation, molecular function: RNA binding; pseudouridine synthase activity.
GAUUGAGGGCCGUGCCGUGCCGUGCCGUGCCGUGCCGUGCCGUGCCGUGAUACUGGGUUCCCUGGCUCCUCUGGCACCACGGCUGCCUCCUUGGGAGGUGAAUGAAUUCUUUCAUUGUUUGCUGAGUUGCGUUUAUCGUUAGCCUCUUCCUUUUUAUUUUAUUUUUUUUUUGAAGUAUAUAUUAGUGUUGUCUAGCAUGCCUCCUCUAACAGAAAAGGACAGACCGAUUGUUCAGCUGUUACUGGGCUCUGGCACGUGCCCACGAUGUAUUUUCAGGUUCUGCCGUGUGGGAUCGCAGACGCUUUAUAGACAUCCAUACAAGGAGUUGAUGAAGGAUUUGAAACAAUUCCUGAAAGGUAAUCAAGAAAAAGAAGAUGCAGCUUGCUUUGAUGUAGCUGAUCCGCCUUGUAAGCGAUUCAGACGUGGACAUGCAGAAGAAGGGCCUGAUGAUCUGAACCAGAAUGGAAUGCUCAGUCAGGUUCCUUUGGUUAAUGAUGAUAAUGCUGCUGUGGAGAACUCAGCUGAGGAGGUUUGCAAUGUGUGUUUGGGAAUUCUUCAAGAUUUCUGCGAUAUCGACUUUGUUAAAAAGAUGUGUGAAAAGGUUAAUUCUUCUGACUACCAGUUCACCAGUUUUGUAUUUUCUGUGUCACUACCACCACAGCUGUCUGUCAGGGAGCAUGCUGCUUGGCUGCUGGUAAAACAGGAAAUGGGAAAACUGGGCCUUUCCUUGGCAAAGGAUGACAUUGUUCAGCUGAAAGAAGCUUAUAAGUGGAUUAUUCAUCCCCAGUUGUCAGAGGAGUUGGGUGUUCCCACUGAUGGAAAGAGUUUGUUUGAAGUUAGCGUGGUCUUUGCUCACCCAGAAACAGAUGAGGAGUGCCAUUUCCUAGCCACAGUCUGUCCAGAUUGUUUCAAGCCAGCAAAGAACAAACAGUCUGUUUUCACUAGAAUGGCAGUUAUAAAAGCCCUAGAGAAGAUAAAAGAAGAAGAUUUUCUCAAGCAUUUUCCAUGUCCUCCAAGUUCACCAAAGAACCUCUGUGUUGCUCUGGAAAUUCAGUGCAAUAAUGGUGCAGUUUUUGUGGCUGGAAGGUACAAUAAAUAUUCAAGGAAUUUACCUCAAACUCCCUGGAUUAUUGAUGGAGAGCGGAAGCUGGAAUCUUCAGUGGAAGAACUGAUUUCAGAGCAUCUAAUGGCAGAAUUUAAAGCAGAUAGCUUUAAUUUUUCUUCCUCUGGAAGAGAAGACGUGGAUGUGAGAACACUAGGCAAUGGAAGGCCUUUCGCAAUUGAGCUUGUGAAUCCUCAUAGAAUACAUUUUACUGCUGAGGAAAUGAAGGGACUUCAGCAGACAAUUAAUAACUCUUCAGACAAAAUACAGGUCCGAGAUUUACAACUUGUCACCAGAGAGGCAAUUGGUCGUAUGAAGGAAGGUGAAGAGGAAAAAACAAAGACCUAUAGCGCCUUAAUAUGGACAGACAAAACAAUACAGAAAGAACAUAUUGCAUUUCUAGAUAAUAUCAAGGAAUUAAAACUUGACCAGAAGACACCACUCCGGGUUCUUCAUAGAAGGCCUCUGGCUUUAAGAUGUCGAAUCAUUCACACCAUGAAGUCUGAGUACAUAGAUGAGCAUCACUUUCGCCUGCAUCUGAAAACACAAGCAGGAACCUAUGUUAAAGAAUUUGUGCAUGGAGACUUUGGAAGAACAAAGCCAAAUAUUGGCUCCCUGCUGAACAGAACCACGGACAUUCUGGAGUUGGACGUAGAAUCUGUGGACAUUGACUGGCCUCCAGCCCUGGAGAAUUAGCUUCACGAGUUGGGAUGUCACACAGCAGCUCCCCUGUCUACUGAAGGCUGUACAGUACUACAACUUGGUUACAAAGUAUUUUUGUUGAACAUUUGGAUCAUGUUGAUCUGCCAAAGGACACUGCUCCUUUGAUCAACUCACUCAGGUGGUGGUCAUUCAAUAUCUAGCUUUUUAAAAAUGUUCUUCUCUGCGUACGGCGAUUUUGGCAAGCUAAUGUAUUGAUAACAAAUCUUUUAAAAAUCUGCAAAGAAAAACAAAUGGUGUGCUGAGUGGGUACAACAAAUGUGCUUAAUGCAGUACUGUUUGAAAUGUUUAAUUAAAAAAAGUUAACCAAUA